AUGCCAAUCACCAACAUCAAUGAUGGGAUCACGGUCAUUAAGUUUGUGGAGGCUUACGAUCCAGUCAUCAGCGCUGUGUACAUCAUGAAUGCGGAUGCUGCAUCCCCCUGCGCGUCCGACAUCCCUGUACGUCACUCUGUCUCUGGCUCGGGUUCGAUGGGCUGCUCUCCUCGCGACGAGGGCAGUUUGCAGGAGCUGACUAAACGCAACGGCGACCAGGACCAUGGCCAACACAAGUACUACCACUGGACUGCUACAAUGAGGUUUUUUAUCCCAACAUGUAUAUAA
Dibothriocephalus latus is the source of this 288-nucleotide messenger RNA. The record is from the annotation of a GenBank genome assembly. NCBI's taxonomy places the organism in Eukaryota, Metazoa, Platyhelminthes, Cestoda, Diphyllobothriidea, Diphyllobothriidae.